CGACUUGAAGGUGAUUGUUCUUGAUGCUGAACCAGGGCUGGACCAUGAUGAGCUAGGUGUGCAAAACAAACCCCUCACGCCUCCACAAAAAUUGUCAAUGAAGGUAUGUAAUCCUAGUGAUGUACAUAUGCUUCCUUUCCGCCCACUAUUUUCGUUGUUUUCCUUCGUUCCUUUCUCCGCCACUUGACUUCUAUUUCUUCUUUAAUUAAUUAUAUAUUUUCAUUUAAAAUGUAAAACCUAAAACUCAAGAAAACCUCUUCUUAUUUCCUCUAUUUGUUCGUUCUCCAUGAUUGAAGGGUACCACAAGGUUUGAGCUCCCUACAGCCGUCAACUACAGUGACGAAGAAGUGAGUUUUGCUCACUAUAUAUUUGCAGAAGACCUUCAUCCUGAUGAAGCUUUGGUCAAAACAAUGAUGAAAUCAUAUACCAGGCAGACAUUAUGGAGCUUAUGCCCCGAGUCAAACGUUGAUGCUGAUGUAAGUACUUCUGCGAAACGCCCCUAGUUGACCUGAACGUGCUUAACGAUUUUUAAUCAUUGGAUUUUAUUUCUAUUGUGUUUUAGGUAAUUACAGCGUUAGCAUGCCACUUGACCUUGGACGAAGUUAAAAGAGAUACUGGUCGUGGAAGAGGAGUGUGCUUUCUGCCUACGGAAUUGCAGGUAAGUGUUGCUUUUGCUUUGUAAUUCUAUUUCAGUUUACACAGGGUUGGUUGUUUAUUAAGUAAGAUUAGUGUUCAAUGAUUUAACUUCAUUUUCCUACCAGGAUAUGGUGGUUAAUUAUGGCAUGACAUCUGCAAAGGCAUUAGAGUUAUAUGAUACAAAAUUCCUAUCAAAAGCUCAUAACUGUAGAAAGGUUAUGACUUCUCCACAAUUCUUCCUUCUCAUUUCUGCUUAUUUAGUUGCGGUUUUCACAACAUAUGUGCGCGUGAAUUAUGCCUACCCUUCUGCUUAAUUUCUUGAAUGAAUUAUGUAGGAAAACUAAUUAGUUAAUUGGAUUGUUUUCUCGUACCUGUGAAGGUUUGUCUUCCCAUGAAAGAUAUGAUGAAUGAUGAAGGCAUCCACUGGUAUUUAGCUAUAAUUUUGAUGGACCAGAAACAAGUACACAUUCUGGAUUCAUGCCCAUCAAAAGAGCGCCAAACAAUCCGUACGAAUGCAGUUCACACAAUGGUAUAGUUAAAAUUUGUGCCAUUGAAUACAUACUUCAAUACACGUGUUUGUAAUUCAAUUAUGUGGCAUUAUAUUUUCCAACACAAUUUUGUAAUUCAUAGGUUACUUCUUGAACGUUGUAGAUCGAAUUUCUGAACGACUUGUUCGAUGCCUUACACAAGGAUGUUCAAUCAACAUGUGCACCACCACAGAUCAAGGAGUUUACUUUGACCACUCCUGAAGUUCCUACACAACGACACAAGUAAGAAUGUAUAUUUGGUCAUAAUUUCACUAGAAAAAUAAAAUAUUUGUGUCUUACGUAAUGCAUCUUUCUAAACAGGAAUGAUAGUGGGAUCUGGGUUUGUGUGUGGAUGAUGGGAUCAACUUGGGAUGAUGACUAUUAUAUUUGGGUAAGAAAUCACCUACUACCUAGGCCCAUUUAUUUCUACGAGCACAUUAAAAAACUAUGUCAACUAUUGUAUUAAUACGUUAUAUUUUCUGUCCUUACAGCCAUGCAAUCAUUUGAGAAGAAUGCAGGUGGCAUUGUACCUAGUCAAAGAGCCUACCAAUUACAUAAGACACAAGGUGCUCAAGAAAGCAAAUCAGAAUGCGCCUAGGUUUGAAGCUCAGACACUUGAGUACAAAAUAGCUUCCCAAGAGAGGAAAGCAGGUUCCCAGAAGAGGCUAAUUCAGGAAAGCAGCUUCCCAGAAGAGGCGAAUUCAGGGCUCAAGGAUAUCUAGUCGCAUAGUGUGUUCUGCUAAAACAUUUUAGCAUUUAGUUUUGUUUCUUCCUUUCCAACGAAUGCCCUCUUUAUGGUAACGAUUUAAGGACACGUUUAUUAUUUGGCGGAUAGAUUGCAAGUUUUGGUGUGCUUUUUUAUUUAUUAGAGGGAGGCUAGGAAAUCAACCGAAUAAACACAAGUACACAGCCAGAGGCUAGUUUUCCAAACAGAAAUGGAACCGCUACAGUAAUCUCACAUUGCAGACAGAUAGCCAAAAUAGCAGCAACAGAAACAGCCACCUCUGAGAUUCGCAUAAAAACUAAUAGAGAUAAACUGGCCAGAUUACUUGCCUCGGGAAACUUAUUCCCAUCACGUCUUCACGAAGUAACCCAUCGAAAUUUGCUGGAGGAUCGUCCAACAACCAGCCCAAUCAAGUGGACCUUUAAACCAUUUUUCAAUAAAGAUGGAAGAACCCGAAACAUGAUUAAAAGCAUCACUAGUGAAAUGAAAGAGGUCACAUAUCGUCCAUUCAAAUAAUUUUUGUCUGAGCUCAACCAAACUUGAGUUGCUCCCCCUAUAAAUGUAAUCACCCUCUUGUUUCUUCAUAUCUUCUUCAGACAACUUAUCAACUGUGCUAAACAUGAAACUAUCAAGAUCGACUUCCUUGUUCAUCGGAUCCAUUCUGACCUGGAAAAAGAAAACCACCAAACAAGCUCCUCAACAGAUCAUGUCAAAGACUACUGAAAGAAUGGACCAAAAACACACAUGAUCCUGGAAAGGGACAUCUUAAGCACCUAAUUCCUAUACACAUUAACUCGGUUUAUCAUCAAUGCAUAAAACCGUCACCACAAUUCGUCAAAACCCUUACCUUGUCAAAGUUAACCACGAAGAUAGAAGCAGGACUGGGCCUGUCGGGGUCUCUGUUUAGUUCGAACCCCACGGUUUCAGUGUAAAAAAAUGUAGGAAUAGAAUUUUUGAAAUACAUACUCCACAGCUGUAGCCUCCGCUUCAAACAACGAGACCUCUCUUCCCAAAUCAGUCUACAAUACACCUCAUCCAUAUCAGAGAUCCAUCCAAAAUCACAGCAUUGUAGUUCGAAAAUCAAUUUCGGCAAUUUCAAUUCAAAAUCCCUUUCUUACCUCCCUAGCAGAUCCUGAAGGAACCAUGGCCUCUUUCAUUGCCUCCUCCAGUGCAAUCAUCUCCACCUGCCCAGCUGUUUGCACAAGUGAAUUACUCAUACAAGCAACAAUUAGUUUUCAUUCAAAGGGAUGGGGGUGCUUAUGCUUGCACAGCUUGACGCCAAGAUUACCUGCGAUAUUCGGCCAGUUUAGGGUUCAAACAAUCGAUUGGGAGGAAUCAUAGGACAGGUGGGAAAUAUAACAGUCGAGAACGGGAAAACGAAGAAGAAUAAGAGGGGGAAACAGAGUGGUUCAAUUAUCGCUGCCAUUUUCUGAGGCGGCUGGGAUGAUUUACAAGAGUAGGGAGGAAGAACAGGGUUAUUCCCAAUUCGAACAGAAAAAUGGAGAAGAGAGAAGGUCCAAGGUCGGGAUUUGGAGGAGAGGGGUAGGGCUGCGGGUGGGGCAAGGUAGGUGUCCUUUCUCUUAGGGUGGUUGGAUUUUGGGUCAAUUCAAUAACUAAACAGAACCAACCCGAUUUGGUUUACAAUGGACUAAAAUGAAAGAAAAACUAAUUCUAUGA
Messenger RNA from Linum trigynum, 3564 nucleotides. Lineage: Eukaryota; Viridiplantae; Streptophyta; Magnoliopsida; Malpighiales; Linaceae. The record is from the annotation of a GenBank genome assembly.